ACUGGCCCCGCCCCUGAGCGGGGAUUUGAAGCUCGGUUCCCGCCAUCUGCAGCUUCCACAGGCUGCGGCCUCCGGCUGAGGUGAAUUACUUACCUGAGGGAACAUGUCAUUUACUAAUGAGAUUAUGCCACUCCAAAGAUUUCUGCUAAAAUUGAAGACAAAGGCAUUGCCAUAGUAGUAAUUGAUAGAAAGGCUUCUGAGGUUGGAUAUAUUCUCUCUCUACUUCUGAACCAAUGAUGAGGAAAUGGGAAGCAACGCUGAAGCAAAUCGAAGAGCGAGCAUCUCACUAUGAGAGGAAGCCAUUGUCCUCCGUGUAUAGACCAAGAUUGUCCAAGCCGGAAGACCCACCCUCCAUUUGGAAGCUAUUUCAUCGUCAGAAUCAAGCUUUUAAUUUUGUUAAAAGCUGUAAAGAGAAUGUUCACGUAUUUGCUUUGGAGUGCAAAGCAGGAGAUGGACAGCGUAUUUACCUUGUAACAUCUUAUGCUCAGCUUUGGUUUUACUAUAAGUUCCGGAAAGCCCUCUUGCAUUGCUAUGAAGUUAUUCCUGAGAAUGCUGUGUGCAAGCUUUAUUUUGAUUUGGAGUUUAACAAAUUGGCCAAUCCAGGAGCUGAUGGGAAAAAGAUGGUUGCAUUACUCAUAGAGCAUGUUUGCAAAGCACUUGAGGAGUUAUACAAUGUUCACUGCUCAGCUGAGGAUGUUAUCAACUUGGAUUCUAGCACUGAAGAAAAAUUUAGCCGACAUCUAAUAUUUCAGCUCAAUGAUGUAGCAUUUAAAGAUAACAUUCAUGUUGGCAAUUUUGUGAGAAAAAUUUUGCAACCUGCUCUUCACUUAACUACCAAGGAAGAUGAUGAUAAGAUUCCAGAGGCAAUGGACCACGAAGUUUCCUGUUUCUCUGAUGUACCAUUAAAACAAGAGAUUUUAGAGGCCUGGGAGAAACCAGGGUCGCCUAAGCAAUACAGCCCUGAUCUUUCAUUUUUAGUUGUCAAGAACAAAAUAGGAGAAAAGUGUCUUUUUGUAGAUUUAGGUGUUUAUACAAGAAACAGAAACUUUAGACUGUAUCGAUCAUCAAAGAUAGGAAAAUGUGUGGCUUUGGAAGUUGCUGAAGAUAACAGAUUUAUGCCAAAACAGUCAAAAGAUAUUUCUGAAGAGAAUCAGUAUUUCCUGUCUUCCCUGGUGAGCAAUGUCAGAUUCUCAGACAAUUUACGAAUUCUCACAUGUGACACAUCUCAGACUAAAAGAAAGCGGGCUGAGUAUUUUAACAGCACAGGCACUUCAGUUGAAUCCCUUGAGGGUUUCCAGUGCUCACCAUACCCUGAAGUUGACCAAUUUGUUCUUUCUUUGGUGAAUAAAGAUGACAUUAAAGGAGGAAUUCGGCGUUGGAACUACUUUUUCCCAGAAGAAUUACUGGUUUAUGACAUUUGUAAAUAUCGCUGGUGUGAAAAUAUUGGAAGAGCCCACAAAAGUAAUAAUAUUAUGAUUCUGGUUGAUCUGAAAAGUGAAGUUUGGUAUCAAAAGUGCCAUGACCCAGUAUGUAAAGCACAAAACUUCAAAUCUAACUGUUUUCCAUUACCCACUGAAGUAAGUCUCCUGUUUCUUCUGAAAGAGGAGUUCACUCCUGAAGAAGCAGGUGAAACCAGCAACUCACUGACCAAGAAUUCUCAAAACCCACCAUCCAGUAACCUGUUACCAGGAGGCUUUUCUGAUGCUGACUGGGACGACAAAGAUGAUGCCUGCUUCUUAGAAGCUACAGAAGAUGCUGAAUUUGCUGAUGCUGCAGACAGGAGUCUUCUUAGUUACAAGAGUGCAAUGGACGAUAUUCCUGAUGAACUAAUUAUAGAAGCAUUACAGAGUAGCCAGCCGUGAACAGGACUUCCAUAAUGAGGCUGCAAUUUGCCUAAAGCCUAAGAUUUAUGACAUAAAUGUUAAAUUAGGGCUGGGGUUAUAGCUCAAGGGUAGAAUACUACUACCUACCAUGACAAGGUCCUGUAUUUAAUCCCCAACAGCAUAACAAACCAAAUCGUAUUAACUUAUUGAACUUAUUUAUAUAGUAACUGUCUUAUCACUUAGUUUUCUAAUAAUUUGCUUCUUACCUGAGCCAGUUUUAUUGAAGAUUAACUUUGACAUAGUUCAGUAGAUGCUCCUAAUUAACCAUCCUAUGCUUGCACUGAUAUUAUUUACAAAGUUUACUGCAGGUUAGAACUCUUAUGCCCAGUGAUGACUAACAUGUCAAGAGAUUGGACUUUAUUACCAAUAAUCAGAACUAUAACUAUGGCUUCUGAAUGGUUGGACAGUUGAACUGGUGUUAUCUAGUCUGAAUGACAAAAUGGUAAUAAAUUCUGCUGAGGAAGUUUGGUUGUCCAGAGUGCAGCUUCAGGAGAGAUGGCAGCAGGAGACUGACUCAGCUUAUGGUCUUCUCAUUCCUGCUCAAGGAGCUUCCCCAGCUGGUAGUUGAUGGUUUUUAGGUGGUUUUCGGCUCCCAGAAUCGUUCUUGCUUUAAACAAUAGAGCUGGAAGGCUAGAUGAGUCAUACUGUUGAUGGAAAAAACUAUUUAGACUCACAAAUAGUGAUACUUUCAUAAUUUUUUUUUGAUUGGCCUAUGACCAAGGCCAAUCGUGAUAGUUUUCAACUAGUUCUCUCCUUUUGUUUAACUAGGCUCAUUAGGAAACCAUGCGUUAGGCAUCCCAUCUUCUCAGAAGAUGUCGUAUAUAAUAACACUCACAGAACCGCUCAACAAAACUGGAGAAAGAGCUCUCUACCCCAGGCAAGACUAGGUGACUCAAAAGACCUGCAGCAUCUUCAUGACUAAUAAUGGCAUGUGGGGUCCACUUGAUCUCAACUGUUUAAAACAAAUGUCUAGAGCAAGUUUCCUUUUACUGCAGGAACUAAUGGAAUGAGUUAGUCUAUAGCAAAAUAAUCUCAAAGGUAUCAUUUAGGAAAGUUACUUAUUGGAUCAAUUAAGCCUUGAAGGUUGCCAAUCCAAAUGUAAGGACAAAGUUAAAAUUCUAAAUCCAACUCAUGACCUGGAAAUAAUUAACAAAGCCGAACUUCCUUUUGCAAACUAUCUGAGGGAAAUUAAAUUCCCCUUAAAAUAAAUUACCAUACGUUUGGCAGCUUGCUGACAAAUGUGUUUCCAAGGUAUUUUUCUCAGUGAUGAAAACUGAGCAGAAAAGCAGCCAGACAGUGGUGAGCCCCUCAUAACAAUGGGAUUUGUUUUCUGCCACAUGGAGACCAUGUUAAUGGGGAAUUCAGCUAAACAGAUGUAGGAUCACCUACGCACAAGACACCUCAAGCACCCGCUCUCUAAGGAGUGGGAAGAAUUCACUUGGAGCCGUGGGUUUCAUUUGGGAAGAGCUGUGACAUCCAGAUGUCACAGGAAAAGGAUAGGUGCCCAACAGUAACAGUACCACAGGCACUGAAGGUACACAGUCUCAUUUGUGAGAGCAGUAUAUCCCACAGUUACUGCAGCUUGGGUUUCAAGCCUGGAGGUAGAUCAGGGACAGCAUUUGCCUACCAUGUGCAAAGAGUGAUUAGUCAAGGACUGUGUAUAGAUUAGGUAAAUGUCACAAAGUUAGCAAUCAAAUCCCUAAAAUAAACUUUAUGUACAUUUUGAAAACUUAGAUCAAUGCCAGAUCUUAAAGUUGAAUUUAGAGGUGAAGAUUACAAACCUGAUCAUUAGGUGCACAGAGACACUGUGUGUAAUUAUGUAUCACUUUCUGUACACAAUUCUAUUAGCAUAGUCAUAUUUUUCGGGUUCUACUAGGUAUGCAAACUUACAAAAUUUUAGCAUACGUUUCUCUUAGUCUUAAUUGGGUGUCAUAGCAAAGUCCCAGGAGCUACUUCAAAGUGGAUUAACAUAAUAGCUACAAUUUCCCAACUGUGUUUUACUGUUUCUCAAGCCACGCCUACCAUUUCUGUGAAACAGCAACAAAAGCAUGAACAAUAAGGCGGCCGUCUUUACAACUCCACUGAGUCCUGAUGGGAACUAACAAAGCAGAGUCGUGCAUAGUACACACCAGCCCCCAGUGCAGUUCUCUGAGGGAACUCGGGAGCAGCACGAUGCUUCUCUUCAUUAAGUAGCUGAGAACUGAUGCUGUGAUCUCUAUGACUUACACUAACGCUGUCCUUAGCUUUCUCAAAGCUACUGGCACUCUACGAGCGAUUGCCAGCAUCUGCUGCACGGUAAAAGUGAGUGGGACUCACCUUCUCCUUUUCCUUUGGCUCUUUCUCUUGAACUUCUGAAUAGUCAUGGUACAGCUGUUUUAAAUUAGAUAAGAAAUUCGUGGAAUUCUUAAGUGACGACUUUCUCUCCUCAAGGUCAUCAUAUUUUGUUUGUAGUUGUUUCAGUUGUGGUUCUAAUCUACACACAAAAAAUUUAAAUCUUAAGAAAAUUGUGCAAAACACAAUUAAUAUGUAUUCUUCAUGAACUGAAAAUAUUAAAAUGCCCAUACUAUAAAGAACAGAAACCAAAACCAAAAAUAACAAAAGCAUUUUCUCCCACAUAAAUGACAUAUAAUAAAGUCCAGCAGUCUCUAGUGCCUGAGCAUCCUGGGUGACGAAGGCAAAGUCGAGGGUGGGCGAGGUGACCUGUGCUUGCCUCUCAGAUUAUGAAUGUAAAAGAUUCUGCGUUUCCGUUCAUCUCAACUGUGACAUACAAUUAGCAGUGACACCCAUGGUGAACAUGGCUCACAGAUGCUGAAAUCCACCUAGUCAUUCAAGCCCUGGGAAUUACUGGAUUGAACAUGAAUUUGGCUAACAGCAGGAGUAGCCAGCAUGACAGUUUAACUAGGAGGCCAUGCAGAAAGUUCCUCUUAUUAAAAUUUCCUCAAUCUUCCAAGGUCAAAUAAAAUCAGCAGAAAAACUGCCACAAGACCUGGAUAGAAAGAUACAAGACCUUGGGCCAACUGCUGCCUCUCUGGGGCUGGGUUUCUUUACCUCUAAAGAAAAGGAAUAACUUGUGACUUAUGGUGGGGGAGGAGGAAGGGCUGCCAGCUUGCAAAAAAACAGAACAACUUCUCAAGUGUAAGAAGAGUGUGUGUUUCUCGUGCUGUUUCUGUUUUCUCUCUUGUUUGUUUUCAUUUGUCUACUUUUUUUCCUAAAGAGAGAAAGAAGUAGGCAUUGGAUUUGUGGGGACUUGGGGAGACUGAUGGGGGGGGAAAACAUGAAAAAAUUAUUUUCACACUGAACAAUUACAACAUUCCUGCAGCAGUCUCUAGACUGACAUGGUGGGGGGGGGGGUCAGAGGUGCAUUCCCUGUCUUUCUUUCCUAAGGGUGGGACCUGCUGGGGUGAGGUGACUCCCCUGUGCGUUAGCCUUCUCCUGUGCGAAAUUAAAACCAUACUAUGCUUUUCCUUA
Messenger RNA from Mesocricetus auratus (golden hamster), 5351 nucleotides. RefSeq names its product primase and DNA directed polymerase (gene Primpol). Lineage: Eukaryota; Metazoa; Chordata; Mammalia; Rodentia; Cricetidae. The record is from RefSeq and is a predicted model, not a curated record. Bases 234 to 1862 code for a protein of 542 amino acids. The transcript is spliced from 14 exons. Gene Ontology annotation, biological process: response to UV; DNA replication, synthesis of primer; mitochondrial DNA replication. Gene Ontology annotation, molecular function: chromatin binding; DNA-directed DNA polymerase activity. Gene Ontology annotation, cellular component: mitochondrial matrix; nucleus.